AUGACUUUGGACUUUACUCCUGGUGUAAGCAGUACGAAACAGGCAAAAAUAAACAACUUGCUUCAGUCGCCUGAUUUGAACUUGCUGAAGCUCGCCUCGCCCGAGUUGGAAAGGAUGAUUAUCCAAGCUAAUGGAAUGGUGACCACAACACCGACCCCAACUCAGUUUUUGUGCCCGAAAUAUGUGACCGAAGAACAAGAGGCCUAUGCCCGAGGAUUUGUGGAUGCCUUAGCAGAAUUACACAAAACUUACGGCGAAGAAAAAAAUUCUACAUCGCCUCCACCUGCUUUUCCUAGCGCUAGACUCACUUUUCCCUAUACUCAAACGUCGAAUGAUGGGAGCACCAAUACCCAGGGACAACAACAUGGGCUGAACACAAUGUCGGUGGCCGAUACAAAUAUUGUAAAUGGUCGGGUUCCGGCAACUUCUCAGCCACCUGUCGUAACUUCCCUGCAGUCGGGUACCACCACAGUAAUACCAUUGUCCACCCAUUCUUCUGUCAGUUCAACCGACGAAGCCCGUCUCGUGAAACUGAAGGAAGAACCACAAACUGUUCCAUGCUUGGGUAGCACCCCGCCACUAUCUCCGAUAAAUAUGGAAUCACAGGAAAGAAUAAAGUUGGAAAGAAAAAGAGCCAGAAACCGAAUCGCUGCCCGAAAGUGUCGGACGCGAAAACUCGAACGGAUAGCAAGACUGGAAGAACGAGUAAAAGAACUUAAGGAUCAGAAUACGGAACUGUCCCAAUUGUCUGCCACCCUUAGGGACGAUAUCUGCAAACUUAAACAACAAAUCAUCGAGCACGUGAACAGUGGAUGUCGGAUACUGAACAAUCAUAAUCUCAUGUGA
Acanthosepion pharaonis is the source of this 846-nucleotide messenger RNA. NCBI's taxonomy places the organism in Eukaryota, Metazoa, Mollusca, Cephalopoda, Sepiida, Sepiidae. The record is from the annotation of a GenBank genome assembly.